CAAUGAACAGAAGCUGCACAAGAUUGCCAUUGAGCUCCUGAAGACGGAGAGAGCCUACGUCACACGGCUCAACCUGCUGGACCAGGUGUUCUGUGCCAAGCUGAUGGAGGAGGCUCUGAAGGGCACGUUCCCUGUGGACGUGGUGAAGAACAUCUUCUCCAACAUCUCCUCCAUCAACACUUUCCACAACCAGUUCCUGCUGCCUGACCUAGAGAAACGCAUGGGAGAAUGGGAGUCCACCCCUCGCUUGGGGGACAUCCUGCAGAAGCUCACGCCCUUCCUGAAGAUGUACGCAGAGUAUGUGAAGAACUUUGACAAGGCCAUGGAGCUGCUGAAACAGUGGACGGACCGCUCUCCACAGUUUAAAGCCAUCAUCCAGGACAUCCAGAGUCAGGAGGCAUGUGGUUGUUUGACGUUGCAGCACCACAUGUUGGAGCCGGUACAGAGAGUUCCCCGUUACGAGAUGCUGCUCAAAGACUACCUGAAGAAACUGCCUCAGGACGACCCCGACCACCGAGACGCAGAGAAGUCAUUGAACAUCAUCGCCAUGGCAGCCACACACUCCAACAGUGCCAUACGAAAAUCUGAGAAUCUGAAGAAGCUGCUGGAGAUCUAUGAGAUGUUGGGGGAGGAGGAGGAUAUCGUCAAUGCCUCCAAUGAGUUCAUCAAGGAGGGACACAUCCUGAAGCUGGCUGCCAGGAACACCUCGGCUAUGGAGAGAUACCUCUUCCUGUUCAACAACAUGCUGUUGUACUGCGUGCCCAAGUUCAGCCUGGGAGGGCCCAAGUACACAGUACGCACCCGCAUCGGCAUCGAGGGCAUGAAGGUUCUAGGGACCACCAACGAGGACUACCCCCACACCUUCCAGGUGUCUGGCAAGGAGAGGACCCUGGAGCUGCAGGCCAGCUCUGAACAAGACAAGGACAAUUGGAUAAAGGCGUUUCGGAAGACCAUUGAGAUCUUCCAUCAGAAGAAUGAGACGUUCAAGUCAGCCUCCAAAGACGUGUUGACGGCAGAGCUGGGGAAACGUGCCCCUCGCUGGAUACGGGACAACGAGGUGACAAUGUGUAUGAAGUGUAAAGAGUCAUUCAAUGCUCUGACACGACGGAGACACCACUGUCGAGCAUGUGGCUAUGUUGUGUGUUGGAAGUGCUCAGACAACAAGGUGGCCCUGGAGUACGACAGCAACAAGAUUAACAAGGUCUGUAAGGACUGCUACUCCAUCCUGACUGGAGAGGAGAAGGCCGAGGGCAAGAAGAAGGGCAUUCUGGAGAUUGAGGCGGCCCAGUUCUCCGGCAGCAGCAUCAUGUGUGGCUUCCUGCAGUACUGUGAGAAGAACAAGCCCUGGGGGAAGGUGUGGUGCCUCAUCCCAGAGAAGGAGGCAUUAGUUCUCUACCUCUACGGAGCGCCACAGGAUGUGAAGGCCCAGUCCACUAUCCCUCUGCUGGGUUACUCCGUGGAAGACAGCCCCCGGCCUGCCGACCUUCCAGCCAGCUUCCGUUUGUCACAGUCCAAAUCAGUCCACAGCUUCGCCGCCGAGAGCGACGAGCUGAAACAGCGCUGGCUCAAGGUGAUCCGGGUGGCCGUGACUGGGGAGGUGCCCGAGUGCCCCCCUCCCAACGAUGCCACGGGCACCAUGGCCAUGGAUGGCGCCCAGGAGACGAGCUCAGACAGCUAAAGAUUGCCAGAGACCUAUGUGCAUUUAUGCACACACCACUCCCAUGCUAUCCUCAUGGACACACACAGUGUGGAAACUCAGUGCUAGAUAAGCUGCCUCCCCUUGCCAAUCCACACCUCUCCUCGUUCCCUGAGUGGAUUCUACCAAUCAUAAGCGAGGCCAUGAUUGGACCUCACAGCUCCACCAAUAGAGCUGUGCAUUCCAAUCAUCAUUAGAGUGGAGCAGGGAGGAGGGGACCUCAGGACGGUCUCUGCUUCACUCAGACAGACAGGCACUAUUCAGAACAACCUGCCUGGGGCAUCUUGUACACUGAGGACACUAAGGUCCUCAGGCUUUACUGGGGAUGCCUGCAGGCCCAACAGAUCUCCUCCAGCUUCAUAGACAUGAAUCUAAUGAUGUGAAUCAAGAGGACUGGCUGUCUGGACCAGGGUUGGGGUCAAUUCCAGAAGUACACUGAAAUUCCAAUUCGGAAUAUUUGGAAUUGGACGAACCCUGGUCGGUACAUUGCAUCAGCCCUGUGUACCUAUACAUAUGUGUUACUCAGUUUUCCCUGACAGGAACAAAUGCAUUUUUAUGUACAGAGAAGUAAUGCUCUCCGUAUGUUUUGAUAUCUGUACAAUCCUGUACAAUGUGUACAUCAAAGUAUUUGUGUUUAUGCCUUUUUUUUUUUUUACUUAGACAUGGAUGAACAGUGUUUCAAACUAAAAGGGUCCUAGGACAGUAUCACUAGGAAAGUUAUCAGUCCUCACUUCUCCAAUCAUGUAGUUUCACAUCACAGUAGCCAGGAGCCAUGUUCUACUGGCAAGAAUAGAAUGAGUUCCUCUAGAGCCUGGGUCAAUGUCCCAGAAAGACUUUAGCAAUUAGCCAGAAUAGCAAUCGAGAGGAUCACUCUACACUUUAAUUGCUGUAAGUAACCCCAUAAGCAAACAGGAAAUGAUGCAGAAGUGCUCACCCAUCCAGAACAGGCUUCAAUCCAAACAGGCUGAGGGAUGGCCUCUCCAGCCAGGCUAGGCAUUCGGGGUACUCUGCUGCACUCGUUCUAAGCUGGAUCAACCUUCCUCGCCUUGGAAUCCAAGAGAGUCACAAAGUGACCUCUUAAGCAACCACAUCCUGGUCACAGUAAUGUGUUGAAAAGUGUACUACUGCUGUGAUCAUUAGAGGAGCCUUUCUACUGUAUGAAUGAAGACAGACACAUCCAUAGGGCAGUAUUGAGGAUGAGAAUAAAUGGUUGUACAGCUGUAGUUACCUAGCCCCACAGCCCUUUUGUAGACAUGUAUAUAUCGGAAAUAUAGAAUAUACAUACAAAGCAUUUAUAUAUGGUGGGGUUUUCUAUGUAACUGACCACUGACCCAGAUCCUGUCUUUUACAUAGGAACAUCACCCCUCGAAGCGGCACAGAGGUAAACAUUAUGGCCAGGUUCUACUGUUCCAAUCCUCUAUUCAUGGUCUGAGUGUGACAUGGCCUCACUGCAUCUCUCCAAUCGCAGUUCUGAUACAGACAAUGCAGAAGAGCACAACAAUCCUGUCUUAUGAGAUCUGAAUGUAAAAUCAGAUUUUGGACGUUUGUUCACUCUCCCGAUCCCCCUCCCCAAGGUUUGAGAAUCUACGCACUUUACGGUCUUAAUAUAAAGUGUACCUUGUAAGAAAAUAAAGUAAGUUUAA
Salvelinus namaycush (lake trout) is the source of this 3339-nucleotide messenger RNA. Its product is annotated as FYVE, RhoGEF and PH domain-containing protein 4-like. NCBI's taxonomy places the organism in Eukaryota, Metazoa, Chordata, Actinopteri, Salmoniformes, Salmonidae. Gene Ontology annotation, molecular function: metal ion binding; guanyl-nucleotide exchange factor activity. Gene Ontology annotation, cellular component: cytoplasm. The record is from RefSeq and is a predicted model, not a curated record. The transcript is spliced from 14 exons. Bases 104 to 1678 code for a protein of 524 amino acids. Gene Ontology annotation, biological process: cytoskeleton organization; filopodium assembly.